ACUUGUAACUGGACUUCCUUCCGUUUUGAGUACAACAUAUCGUGGCACUGUUACUGCUCCUCAUUAAAUACACUCUAAUUCACAUCUGCAUCGUUCUGCUAUAUCUGCAAAUAUGUUAAAUGAAAUAUUCAUUGCAUAUCAUCUAUAUUUAUAGACAAUUGUGACAUUCUUAUUGAAUUCUACGCUUGGUAAACCUACUGGAUCUAUAUCGUCCAUAUUGGGAUUACUAAUCUUUUAUAAUUGUGGAUUAUUUGGACCAAACUCAACCGAACACGCAAUAGCCUGAAGACUUAAACAUUCAGUUUAUCAAGGGCCAUACCAAUAUUGUCGCAGACGCACUGUCUAGAAAGGAUAUCAAUAUGACGGUACUUAGCCAUGACAUCAGACUUGAAACCUUAGCCAAAUUACAAGCAGACGACGCAGAAUUGAAGGUUUGUAGAGAAAAGUCUAGCUUGAAUUUAAAAUCGGUACACAUUCCUUUCUCAGAUGCAUCCAUCAUUUGUGACACUUCAACAGGCAAUAAUCGCCCUUUUGUCCCUCAGGCUUGUCGACUAAAGUUAUUCCAACACUUGCACGGUUUAUCACGUCCGGGCAUCCGAGCUACUACAAAGCUGAUAACUGAACGUUUUGUUUGGCCCAAAAUCAAUUCAGAUAUUAAACGAUGGACACGGGGUUGCCUUCAGUGUCAACGUAGUAAGAUCCAAAAACAUACUAUUAGUCCCAUUGGGGAGAUUCCUAUCUCUGACAAACGUUUUCAACAUAUUCAUUUGGAUUUGGUUGGGCCCCUGCAACCGUCGAACUCUUUCACUCACAUUCUCACUGUGGUGGACAGGUUCACUCGAUGGGCGAUUGCAUGCCCUAUCAAAGACACAUCGGCAGAGACAGUUGCGUCAGUUUUUCUCGACCGAUGGAUAUCGAACUACGUAGUACCUGCAAUUAUCACUACUGAUCGUGGCCCACAAUUUCAAUCCAUUUUAUUUCAGGAAUUCACCAGACUCCUUGGGGUCAACCACAUCAAAACAACGGCUUAUCAUCCAGCAGCUAAUGGCAUGGUUGAAAGAUUUCAUCGCCAAUUGAAAAGCUCGCUGACGACUCAAGCUGAUCCUACCAAAUGGAGCGAUGCCUUACCACUCGUACUCCUCGGUAUUCAUUCCACUAUUAAAGAAGACAUUGGAUGCACUGCUGCCGAAUUAGUCUACGGUACAACAUUAACAUUACCAGGCCAAUUAGUCAAUUGCGAAUCUACAACGAUAGGAGAUCCUUCCCGUUUCGCAAGCCGUUUACUACAGACGAUGCAGAAUAUUAAACCAAUACCCCCGCGACAACAUAGCAACCGGGUGCAACUAGAUAAAAACCUUGAAACCUGCAAAUUCGUUUUCGUUCGAGUUGACGCUGUCAAAAAGCCACUAAAACCGCCAUACGAAGGUCCUUAUAAAGUAAUCAAACGUACUCCCAAACAUUUUAUUAUCACUCGAAAUGGGAACAAAGAAACUAUUUCCAUUGAUAGAAUCAAACCAGCGUUUUACGAACCGACUCACCUUAAAGAAGUUACCAUCGAAGAACAACAACCCCUCCCUUCUGCUCCUGUUAAGCCAAUGGAAGACGACAAGUUUCAUCUUAAACCGUCUUUAACCCGAUCCGGUAGGUUGAUAAAAAAACCUAAGCGCUACGUACAUUUCGCCGACUAACAAAAAUUGAUUCAAUUACACGCACUUUAUUGUUGUUACUCAAUUUUCUAAUAAAAGCUAUUUAUUUACCUUACAUAUACAUUUAAUAAUUACAUUUAUUUAUUAUCACUGGUUUUGCCAAUUUUUUUAAUAAGAAAAAUUGUCAAAGUAAUAAACGAGUGAAUGCUAACUAACUAUUUAUUAAAAACAAUCCAAUUUUUUUUAUUUUAUGACUCUAUUAACAGUUUUGCACAUUUUAUUAUUAUUGUUAGCAAACGGAAACUUUGUAAUGUUUGUUUUUCAGUUUCAUUUUGCGUAGCAUAGCGUAUAUUAUUAACGUGCCAUUUAUUCCUAUUUCCAAUUUUUUUUCCGUUAUUACAGUGAAUACUAUUUUAUGUACAUUUAUACACAAUAUUUCUCAAUUUUUGAUGUUCAUAUUGUAAAUAGUGUUACCUCCGGACAUUCUGGGGGGAGCUAUGUGGAGAUAGAACCUUAAAACCUAUUUUGUAAAUAAUUUUUCAUAGUUUUCGCAUGUAUUUUCAUAUUCUGUACAUUAAGCAUUAAACAAUUGUACUUGUUGUUUAAGUGUAUUACUUUGAACACUUGUAACUGGACUUCCUUCCGUUUUGAGUACAACAUAUCGUGGCACUGUUACUGCUCCUCAUUAAAUACACUCUAAUUCACAUCUGCAUCGUUCUGCUAUAUCUGCAAAUAUGUUAAAUGAAAUAUUCAUUGCAUAUCAUCUAUAUUUAUAGACAAUUGUGACAUUCUUAUUGAAUUCUACGCUUGGUAAACCUACUGGAUCUAUAUCGUCCAUAUUGGGAUUACUAAUCUUUUAUAAUUGUGGAUUAUUUGGACCAAACUCAACCGAACACGCAAUAGCCUGAAGACUUAAGUAAAGUCCCUUAUUUUUAUCUAUGUGUAAUUAACUUAUUAACUGUUAUUUGGUACAUAAACUUUAGACAUAAUAUUUUUGUUGCUAAUUUUGGUUAUCAUACAUUUCGGUUCACCACAUACUCGGUUUAUUGAGUACUGUCUCCCACGCUUCCAGCCACGUUUGGCUUGAUUUUGUACAAAUAUUAUUUUUCUAUUUUAUGGUGUGGUCUGCCUGUCUGGUAUAUAGACAAAGUAUGUUUGAAAUAAAUGUUUCGCAUUACAGC
Molecule: messenger RNA, 2827 nt
Organism: Schistosoma rodhaini
Lineage: Eukaryota; Metazoa; Platyhelminthes; Trematoda; Strigeidida; Schistosomatidae
Source: the annotation of a GenBank genome assembly